AUGACUGCAGGAUUACCAGAUGGUGGAAUGAAGCUCAAGCUAAUGGAUAUGGUCAUAAAAAACGACGGAACCGGUGGGAAACUCAUCUUCCCCAUCUUCAAAAUCAGUAAGACAAGAAUACACUAUGGAAGCCGAUCCGGCAUGGGUGGUCGAAUCAGCUUGGAAACGAACAUCAAAGAAAAUCCGUCAUUGCAAAGGUUUAGUGGGCAGGAGUCGAUUUCAGACAAUGAUCCAUUCUGGAACACACUUCUUUCGUUCAAUUUAAAGAUCGACGAUUAUGACACAGCAGAGGCGAGAGCGUUCGACGAGUCAUUAAAUGACUUCUUACAAUCGCUUAUGUAUAAUACACAGACUACUGGGAACUUCGCUGCUUUCAUUAAAGUCUUUCUUCGCCGUUCAACUGAAUUAAAGACGUCUGAACAAUAUGAAAAUAAAAUAUAUUUAUGGCAAACUGCAAAUGCCUUAAUUAUUCUGCGAUAUGUUUGUAAAUUUUUGACGCAACGUAUGAAUGAGAGUGAAUUCGUCAAAGUUUUUGCAAGUUCUGCUUCUCUUCCAUCUUCUUCCGCUAGCUCCUCAGACGAUGAACCAGAGACAGUAGAAAAUGAAUCUGAUACUGAUGAAAUUUAUUGCAAUACGGCGGAGAAGCUGCUCGAUACCCUUAUUGUUAUCCUUGCAGAUCUUUCUGUGAAUGAAAAUACUAUGGCUAUACAUGUCGAGGCUGUGAAAUGCUUGAUCACAAUGCUAAGCUCACAGUUGUAUAAUGAUACUGUGGCCGAUACGUCUGUGGUAUUCUCAUAUUUCAUCAGUGGAGCAUGUAGCAAGCGAGCUGCUGUUUUGACCAAAACAUUGCUGAAGAACUAUCUACUUCACAAUAGCGAAUACCAUCCAUUGAAGAAGAAAGAAGGAGGGAGCAUCGUUUUGGGAAUAGCUAAUUCAAUCUGGUCCAUAGUGCAGUCCGCUACUGUUGGUGAAGAUGAAUCGGAAGACGUUGAGGAGCAUGUGGUCACUCUUGGUAGUCUAAGCAUCCUUCUGCUCCUCAAUCUGGCAUGCCAUCAUCCAGCUAAAGGCUGCAAUCCCUUCAAAGAAACGCUUUCUUUAUUCCAGAACUCUCAAGAAGUAUCUAGUCUCACUACUGAUAAAACCACCUUCAAACUCGACUAUAACGCGCUUUACGAACGGCUAUGUGCCACAGCUCGCCAGGAACCUCCCAUGUUAUUGCUUUAUCUGUUACUGCAUCGGAACUCGGGAUUCAGGAACUUUGUCUUGUCGAGGAUCAAUCUGGAGAAUUUGGUGAUGCCUGUAAUCAAAAUCCUCUAUGAGGGAGUGGCAUCAUCAUCAACAAACUCACAUCAUAUGUAUCUGGCUCUAAUUGUCAUGCUUAUUCUUAGUGAAGACGAUUUCUUUUGCAAGAUCAUACAUGAAACGAUGAUUCAUGACGUUGACUGGUUGGAAAGUGAACACCCACUUAGGGAAAUAUCUCUAGGAGGACUUUGUGUCUUGGUAUUCGUGCGGACCAUACAUAAAAAUGCUAUUCGUGUUAGAGACCGAUAUCUCCACACCAACUGUUUGGCAGCCUUAGCUAACAUGUCAUCUUGCUUCAAAAAUCUUGCUCCAGUUGUGUGCCAGAAAAUAAUUAUUUUGUUGGAGUUGCUUACCAAGCGACAUGUAAAAAUGGUGGAACAUAUGCGAUUGGCAUCUGAGCAAGAGUCUUCGGAGGGACAACUAGAAUACCACGAUGACGUCACUGCAUUGGAAGAAGGUAUACGAACUCUGUUAGAAAUUAUCAACAGUGCGCUUUGUGGUAAUCUUCGUAACAAUCCCCACCUGAUUUACACUUUGUUGUACCAUCGCAGCUUAUUCGACUCAUACCAACAACAUCCCAUGUUUCAGGAUCUACUCGCUAACAUAACACUCGUGAUAUCGCAUUUUUCGUCGAAGGUGGUCCAUGUUAAUGCGGGAGAUGGUGCAGCCAUGAUGGAAAUCAUUGAAAAGGAGGCCAUGGUAUUGCCAACAGAUCGACUAGCCAAAUUCCCGGAACUACGGUUCAGAUACGUCGAAGACGAAAACACGGUAGACUUCUUUGUGCCAUAUGUAUGGCGAUUGACAGUGCAGCACUCUAGCAUCCCAUUUGAAGGCUCUAGGGUUAAACUUUUCAACGCUCGUAUGAUAUCUACUGCUGGUUAAUAAGCUUUCAUUGCCUAAAUGUCUGUUGAUUUUAGUCUCUAAUCUUCUAACAUGUACACUGUGAUACAUUUUCUCGUCCUUAAACGUGCAUAUUAAAAUAUUAUUGAAUUUUUUUCUAACUAGCAGCAAAUAUGUUUCGAUUUCUACUAUGGGUAUGCGCUUAAGACAAUUUUUUCCGUCGUUUAUACAUAGUUUUCUGCAUAAAGAUGGCCAG
Cylicocyclus nassatus is the source of this 2398-nucleotide messenger RNA. The record is from the annotation of a GenBank genome assembly. NCBI's taxonomy places the organism in Eukaryota, Metazoa, Nematoda, Chromadorea, Rhabditida, Strongylidae.